AUGGUCGAUAAAUUCAAAGACGACGAAAUAAUUAUACGUAAAGGCACUACUAAUGACAUGGUUGCGUUAGCUGAUAUGAUCCAGGAGUUGGCUGACUUUGAGAAGAUGCCCAAAGGUCCAAAGCUGUCUGUUAAAGAUCUCCAACGUGAUGGAUUUGAAACCCAGCCACCUGCAUUUUUGUGUAAAGUAGCAGAGCUAAAGCCAUCGGGCCCGGUUGUAGGCUAUGCUUUAUAUUUCCCAACAUAUUCGACAUGGGAAGGCAAGGCCUUGAUGCUAGAAGAUUUAUAUGUGCGGGAAAAAUAUCGUCGACGAGGGAUUGGGCAGAGGCUAUUUUACAGUGUGGCUUCGGAAGCAGCUGAAUUGGGCUGUAGUAGACUAGAUUUUCAUGUCCUAGCAUGGAAUGAAGCGCGCACUUUCUAUGAGGAAAUUGGUGCACGGAACUUAACAGAGAGCGAACAGUGGUGUUAUUACCGAUUAUCAGGGGAUGCUCUUGCAUCAAACUCCAUCAUUCAAAAAAAAACUCAAAGUGCU
Iphiclides podalirius (scarce swallowtail) is the source of this 531-nucleotide messenger RNA. NCBI's taxonomy places the organism in Eukaryota, Metazoa, Arthropoda, Insecta, Lepidoptera, Papilionidae. The record is from the annotation of a GenBank genome assembly.